Molecule: messenger RNA, 2443 nt
Organism: Chiloscyllium plagiosum (whitespotted bambooshark)
Lineage: Eukaryota; Metazoa; Chordata; Chondrichthyes; Orectolobiformes; Hemiscylliidae
Source: RefSeq, a predicted model, not a curated record
AAUUAUACUCCAGGAGCAGCCCAAAUGAAAUGUCUAAAUCUCUCCCUACUCUGCAGAUAGUGCCUGUUUCAGUUGCCUUGUCCUCACAGGCUAAUAGUGUAUCCAUUUUCCUCCAAUAUUCCCAGGGGCUGCUGUAACGUCAUCAGGCCUGAGCUGCUUAAACUUCGGUGGGUGGGAGGGAGAGCUGGUGGAGAGUGAACACUCGAACGCGGAUCUAAUAUAAAGAUAUGCUGUGAAUGUUUCAGGGACUGGCAGUGUUUACCUUGAGCAGAAAGAUUGUGGGCGCAAUGCAGCUCCUAACUCGUCUGGUCGCUCGAUGUUACAGGAACAAAUGGUCUUCACUCUUUCUCCGGAUAUCCACCCUGUGUUUACUCACUGCCACAGGGCACCCAGGUUUGUUUCCACAACCUCUCCGUCUGCUUCACUCUGAACCGAAGUCGCCUUGCUUGACCGGGCCCAGCCAGAGAACCCCCUCCAGCCCAGCUGCUUUCUCAACCUCAAUAAAUGCAAGGGCCCAGUCGAUUCUGAAGAGGCAUUUGGAAGAGACGCAGGAGGAGUUUGGAGGUCAGGGAGAAAACGUCAAAGGGGCACAGCUAUGUGGCCGGGAAGCGAGACGGGGGAUGGACUAGCCGGCCAGACGCUGGCUGGCGACAGAGAGAGGAAGAGAGAAGAGAGGAAGCAAAGGCCGACAGAGUCUCUGAGGGACCAGGACGGCGCGAGGGCAGGGGGCAGCCAGCAGAGGGUGGGUGCCGGGCAGAGCAGCAAGGAGCACCUGGAGAAGGUAGAGAACGUGGUGACGGUGGUGGUGAAGGUGGUGGAGAAGGUGGUGGGCGAGCUGGUGGAGAAACUGAACGCCGACGGGGUGGUGGGCAAGCUGGAGGAGAUGCGCGAGGGACUGUGGAGGGCACGGGGCGAUGACCCAAGCCAGGGCUCAGGUCAGAGGAGGGCCCCAGGAGCAGGAGGAGGGACAGGCGAAGCAGAGAGGGACCCUGAGUGCGCCCAGGCUCCCUCCACACUGAACCAGCAGAAGGCGUUCCACCAAGUCUUUGACAUCCUGACAGCGAGGGCGGGCGGCCAGAUCAACCUCCGAGGUUUCCAGUCACUGCUCAGAGAUGAGGGCUUCGUCGUCAGCGAGGCCAAGGGUCAGAAGGCCUUCCGUUGCCUGGACGACGACCGGGACAGGCAGCUCGGCUUUGACGACCUCUGCCAGGCUCUGACCAACAGCGACCUCUUCCUGCGGUUUGUGUUGGAGCUGCCCGACAGCUGCCCGACCUGCGAGGUGCAGAAGGGCUACGUGGGCGACAGCGUCUUCUUCGAGAUCCUGCUCAAGCUGCUCGCCCGGCAGGUCAUCUCCGAGGAUUCGGCCGCCACCAUCACUCGCCACUUCUACCUGAAGAUGCGCAGGGCCGGCCUCAAUGCCAAGGGCGGCAAAGCCAAGGCCGUCAACUCCUUCCUGGGGAUGCCCCUGCGAAGCAUCCAGGCCCUGAUCGAGUCCUCGGGACCGGACGAGGUAGCCCACCAUGGUCAUUCCCUACCCGGCAAUCUGGUGGUGGCCUUCUUUGAGGUCUUCCAGAUGUUGACUGGGGACCAUGGCAGCUCCAUCAGCAGUGAGGACCUGCAGGAUGUCAUGUACCAGAUGCAGAUCCCCCUGAGGAACCCCCUGAUCCCGGACGAGCUGAAGUUCGGCGCAGUCAACGGUGGCCGCGAGGUGGACUUUGAGGCCUUCCUGUCCAUCAUGUCUGACCAGGCCACCUUCGCUGCGUUCCUGGCGCCGCAGUGCCCGGACUGCAGGCCUCCCAGCUCCCCAGAGCUGCUCCCCUUCCGGGCCCUGCUGAAGCUGGUGGCCCCAGGCAAGCCCGCGCUCAAGGCCCGCAGCAAGGCCAUCCUCGCCAGCUACUUCCAUGAGAAGUUCCGGGCCUUGCCUCACCCCCUCCCCGUCCCGGCGCCCACCACCCCGCCUCCAACAGCCCCCCGCCUCCUCCCAGACUCCAGCAGGGACCCGGAACCAGAGCAGGCGCCACCAGAUUCAGGGGAAGGGCAGGGACCUGCGGCAGCGCUGAGGAGGGAUCCCUCUUGCCAGGGGACUGGCCAAACCAGUGGCCAGAGGCAGGGCAAGGCCUCAUCAGUCAGCAGGAACGGCAGGGGCAAACGUCUGCGCUACCGGCUGUUCAAGCCCACUGCCAGGGACCCGUACCUCCAGCAGGUCUUCCAGGAGUACCUUGGCGCCAGCUGCAGGCAGCACAAGGCCCUGCGAUACCCAACACUCAGGCACAGGACUACAGACAAAAACACGGACGACACUCAGCAGACAACUCAGAGUUGAAACCCAAACCUGAUCCCUUCAGACAUCCCACACUCCCCAACCCCCCCCCACCACCUCCCUCUUCCCAGUCUCCCCCGCAACUAGUUUAGCCGAUUUACCCGAGAUAUUUUUCAUUACAUC